Cucumis melo (muskmelon) is the source of this 2224-nucleotide messenger RNA. Its product is annotated as coiled-coil domain-containing protein SCD2. Gene Ontology annotation, biological process: cytokinesis by cell plate formation. Bases 193 to 1869 code for a protein of 558 amino acids. The transcript has 18 exons. The record is from RefSeq and is a predicted model, not a curated record. Lineage: Eukaryota; Viridiplantae; Streptophyta; Magnoliopsida; Cucurbitales; Cucurbitaceae.
GAAUCAAACGACGUUGUUCUAUAUUUUUCUUGCACGACCUAUUUUGUCAACACCGAUACUUUCUCUUCUCUUCUCUUCUCUUCUCUUCUCAUCUCUUUUCUUUUUCUUUCUCGAGAAAAUCUAGCCCCGAGAAAAUUUCAUCUAAUUUCGGAACUGCGGUUCAAUCACUUCUCAUUAUUUCCGUAAACGGAAAUGGAUCGGAGGAGACCAGCUAGUCCAGUUUACGCCAGGCAAUGGAGUGGCGGCUCCAGCAGCACGGGAUCUUCUUCUCCGGUGAUGUCGCCGGCUCAUCCUCAGUCUCGAUUGGGUGCUUCUUCCACCAUCAAGCGAGCUCAGAAUGUUGCCGCCAAGAAGGCUGCUGAACGUUUGGCUCUGGUAAUGGCCAACAGUCAUGAACCACCAGAGGACGAGGAUGAAGACGAUGAUCUCAACUUUCGAUUCGGUGCUCCACCUCCUCCUCGUACUCACUCCUCUUAUCCAACUGUUGUCAAUAGUAAUAGUACCAAUUCGUUUCAUACGAUUUCGGGUCCAAGGAUUAACAGAUCUCCAUCCCCCGCGUUAGGUCGGAAUAUCGUAGAGAUUGUUCCUCAAGUUCGAUCCACAUCAACUGGUAGAUCCGUGCGUGUGAACCCGAGCGUACCACCGAGUAAACAACCACUUAAAACUCCGGUCUCCAUACCUCCAAUUGAACCUCCUUCUAAUAGGAUUGGAGAUAGAAGGUUUGCAUCGGAUAUUGGACAGGCCAAUUCCAAAGAUGCCGGAGAUCAGCGGGAAGCAUCGGCACUGCGUGAUGAGCUUGAUAUGCUACAAGAAGAGAACGAGAAUAUACUUGAAAAGCUUCGACUAGCAGAAGAAAAACGAGAAGAGGCGGAGGCUAGAGCUAGAAUGCUAGAGAAACAGGUGGCUACUCUCGGAGAGGGUGUGUCCUUGGAAGCUAAAUUAUUGAGCAGGAAAGAAGCAGCCCUGCGUCAAAGAGAGGCUGCACUCAAAGCUGCACAACCAACCAAGGAUAGUAGAAACGAAGAACUUGCUGCCCUUCGUUCAGAAAUCGAGAACUUAAAAGAGGAGUCAGCGGCAGCUACAGAACAACUCCGAGAAGCAGAGUCUGAAGCAAAGGCUCUUCGUGUAAUGACACAGAGAAUGGUUUUGACACAGGAAGAGAUGGAGGAGGUUGUUUUAAAGAGGUGUUGGCUUGCUCGCUACUGGGGCUUAGCUGUUCAAUAUGGCAUAUGUGCGGAUAUAGCAAUCUCAAAACAUGAGUAUUGGUCUUCUUUAGCUCCUUUGCCGUUUGAAGUUGUAAUUUCUGCAGGACAAAAAGCUAAGGAGGAGCCUGAAGGUCGAAAUGAUCAAGAUAGGAGUAAGCUCAUCCAGGACAUAAAUGAUCUCUCUGGGGAAGGAAAUAUUGAGAGUAUGCUUUCAGUCGAAAUGGGAUUGAGAGAAUUAACAUCUCUAAAGGUUGAAGAUGCAACUGUGCUUGCAUUGGCACAACAUAGGCGUCCGAGUUUGAUUCAUCAAUCAGAUUCAAAAGCACCUGCUGAUCCGAAGUUUUCUGAGGCUUUUGAACUAAGUGAAGCUGAGGCUGAAGAUGUUCUUUUUAAGGAGGCUUGGCUUACGUACUUUUGGAGAAGAGCCAAGGCAUAUGGCGUGGAUGAGGAUGUUGCAGAUGAGCGGCUCCAGUUUUGGAUCAGCCGUAGUGGACAGCCUCCAACUUCACAUGAUGCUGUGGAUGUUGAACGAGGGCUUGUAGAGCUGAGAAAGCUUGGAAUAGAACAACAGCUUUGGGAGGCAUCUCGAAAGGAAAUUGAUCAAUCUUCUGCAUUCUCACUCAGUAAUCACAAAUCUGCAAAAGACUUGGACACCUUAUCCUGAAAGAUCGCUCGCAUUUAUACGGACUCAAAUGCGCGGUCUGUAAGAACAAUAGCUUAGGAGGUGUUUAAUCCACUGGGUUAGUGAGAAAUUAUGGGAGUUUUGCCACAAUUUAUGGAGGUCUGGUGAUCCAGUGUUCAUUGAUAAAAAUGAUAUAUAAUUGGUAUAAUUUUGGAUUUAAUUUUACUUUGAUUGUAACCAUUUUGUUUUUAAAUUAAGACUAUUUUUUUUAAUCACUUACUCUAGUUUGUAUCAAUUUUACGUAGAAAAAUUGUAUUCUUAGUGUAAUUUCAAAAACAAACAAAAAACGAAACGGUUACCAAAUGGGACGAUAGUUACUUGUUUAUAUUAUUUCAAA